Molecule: messenger RNA, 834 nt
Organism: Microplitis demolitor
Lineage: Eukaryota; Metazoa; Arthropoda; Insecta; Hymenoptera; Braconidae
Exons: 2
Coding region: 88-726 (212 amino acids)
Source: RefSeq, a predicted model, not a curated record
CUUUUUUUCAAAUCGUUAUAGUCAACUCAGACGACAGUAAAAGUUGAAGCGAUUAAUAAAAUAAAAAAUUUCAAGUUAUAAUAUAAUAUGAGGAUUAUUUUAUUUGUGUGUUUGGCUAUUGCCAGUUUGGCUUUACAAGGCCAUGCUUUAGCAAUCGGGCAUUUGAAAAACGUCGAAAAAAUCUCAGAUGAAAGCAAAACUGUCGAAAAUGAAGUUCCAACGGAAGCAACUGAUGAAAUCACUACUGUCACCCCUGAAGUUUUAAUUGACGACAUAAUGACAAAUAACAUAAACGAUGGACCAAACAGCGAUGAAAUCGAGAUUUUUUUGAAAUCCAAAAACAUCACUAAAGAUACAGUAGACUUAGAGAUCUAUCAGCAGUUAAUUUCAAGUUUAUUGAAAAUUUCAUCACGAUUAAGUGAAGCUAAUGAAUACGUAAUUGAUAUAGAAAAUAUUUUCGACUAUCUGUUUGAUCCUUAUGACGUAGAAGCUUUUAUCGAACACUUGGACAUUAUUGCAUCAUUAAUCCAUGAAUACAAUGGAAAUCAUGCAGUAACUGAAGAAAUCGUUGAUGAAGUAAUUAUUGAUGAAAGUUUGCCGGUUCCAGCUACAAAUCUAUCAAACGACACUAAAACUAGUGAAGAUAUGUCUGAAACCAACAACGACAUUGAAAAAACUACAGAACCCAUCGCUAAAGUUGAGAAACCUGUAGAAAUUACCGUCUAACCGAAAUGUAACAAUUUCACAAUCUAAUUAAGUGAAAAAUGUAUAUCAAUAUCAUAUAGUGGAUUUUAAUGAAAUAAAUUUAACGUCCAAUUGGAUGCGUAAUGACAA